This is a messenger RNA of Engraulis encrasicolus (European anchovy), 606 nucleotides long. Its product is annotated as histone H2A, sperm-like. The record is from RefSeq and is a predicted model, not a curated record. NCBI's taxonomy places the organism in Eukaryota, Metazoa, Chordata, Actinopteri, Clupeiformes, Engraulidae. Gene Ontology annotation, biological process: heterochromatin formation. Gene Ontology annotation, molecular function: DNA binding; structural constituent of chromatin; protein heterodimerization activity. Gene Ontology annotation, cellular component: nucleosome; chromatin. The coding region runs from base 99 to 512 and encodes 137 amino acids. The transcript is spliced from 2 exons.
UCUAAUCAGGUAGCACAAUAUAAAACAGCCUCUAGAGUACCGGAGUGCAACACACUUGGUCUUGAACUGUCUGUGGCUGCUGACUUGGAAGAGAGAAAAUGUCUGGACGUGGAAAGAAGGUUGCUGCCCCAAAGACCAAGACCUACUUAACCAGGUCUGCCCGUGCUGGUCUGCAGUUCCCUGUUGGUCGCAUUGCUCGCUUUCUGCGCAAGGGCAACUACGCUGCCCGUAUUGGAAGUGGUGCAGCGGUGUACCUGGCUGCAGUGAUCGAGUAUCUCUGUGCUGAGGUUUUGGAGUUGGCCGGCAACGCCAGCAGAGACAACAACAAGAAGAGGAUUGGCCCACGUCACAUUCAGCUUGCUGUAAGAAAUGACGAGGAGCUCAACAAACUGCUUGGAGGGGUGACCAUCUCUGAGGGCGGCGUUCUUCCAAACAUCCAUGCUCAGCUGCUGCCCAAGAAGACCCAAAGGGUGGCAGACUCCAGCAAAGACGUCAUUUCACAAGAAGUUUAAAGACUUUUAAUCUUUUAAACACUGUUUUGUGUUUUAAUCGUUUGCAAUUCCACUGGCAGUUUUUCCAUGUUUAAAUAAAUGUUUCAAUAUUUUA